Molecule: messenger RNA, 895 nt
Organism: Arabidopsis arenosa
Lineage: Eukaryota; Viridiplantae; Streptophyta; Magnoliopsida; Brassicales; Brassicaceae
Source: the annotation of a GenBank genome assembly
GGUUUUCCUCUGUGUGUCCUUAAUUAGGGUUUUGUGUUUGUUACGUAAUUUCGGUUUUUAAUCUCAUCUAUGUAUUUAGCUAAUAGCAAGCUCUCUGUUCCGGCGUGGGAGAAGGAUUUCUGUGCUGUGAUUGGUUCUGUUCCAUGGUGGAAAGUUGUAGAGGCGAAGCGGUUUAUGCACAUAUAUGAUAGAGUGGUCCAGUGGGACGACUCAGCGGGGGAAGACGCAUUCAAGAACGCUAAAUCCCGGUUCUGGGCACAGAUAAAUGGUCUUACUUGUGACUUAUCUUUACCUAAUCCUGAUGUCUACAUUGAUGAUGUUGAUUGGGAUGCUGAAGUUGACACCGAGCUGAUACUUGACCUUGAACGUGGUCCAGACCCGAUAACAGAAGAACAGGAGCAUGUCGUGAUACUCGAUGCUUUGGUCUUGUCUGGACAAUAUAGCGGGCUUGGUUGGGGAACGGGUUGGGGAGACGCUGAAGGGAUUAACGAGGAGAAUUUUGGAACGGGUAAACCAGAAAACUCAUGGGAUAAUCAGAAAUGUGAUGGAUGGAAUGAAGAUUCUUGGGGAAUAAAGGAGAAAACUGAUUCUUGGGAUCAUAACAACAACAACUUCAAUACCGAAUCUUGGGAUCAGAAGAAGUGCAACAACAACAGCUUCAACCACAAGAAGGUUGAGAAUUGGAAUGGUAGGGAUCAAGGAAGAGAGAGCAGAGGGUGGAGAAAGAGAGGAGAAGUUCAACAUGGAGGAGAUCGAGUAGAGGAUUGUCGAUGGAGGAAUGGGAGAGGGAGAAGCAGAGGCGGGUUUCAGCAGCAUUCGUCGAAUGCUUGGGGUUGGACUGAAUCCUUCUGAAUUAGACAGAGAGAGUCUCUGUUGAUAAAACAUUUUUGAGGAA